AUGUCACAACAAUUAUUGAGCCGAUUUUUCUCUAAAAAGGAAACCAAUGUGAAAAAUGAGGCGGUAGCUGAAGAUGCAUGUCAGUCAACCCCAACUUCAAAACUCAGCACAUUCGCAUUCACAGGGACAUCAAGAGCUAAUGAUAAUUCCAAUCCCAAAUCCCGCAAAAGACCAGCAUCAAUUGAACCAACUCCCAAUAAACCUAAAAAGGCUAAAGGCUUGACUGAUUUUGAACAACAAGUACUAGACUUAAAAGUGAAUCAUCUUGACAAGUUACUUUUCAUUCAAAGCGGUUAUCGUUAUAAAAUUUUUGGUAGUGAUGCAGUCACUGCAUCACGCAUUCUAAAUAUAAAAUUAGUGAAUGGUAAAAUCUCAUUUGAUUUUAAAAACCCCUCGAAGGAUGAUCAUUUAUAUUCAACCUUUGCGUAUGCUUCUAUACCUAUUGAAAGGUUGUUAGUUCAUGUCAGAAGGUUGAUUGUCAAAGGUUAUAAAGUUGGUGUUGUAGACCAAGUUGAGACAAAGGCGAUCAGGGAUAAUUCGAAAUCAAAGGGUAAAGUCUUUGACCGUCACCUGUCGAAUGUUUACUCAGCGGGAACUUUUAUCAAUGAUGAAGACCUUGAGAAAAAUGUUAACGGCAAAUCAAUUUUGUUUUUAAACGAAUCAUCUGAUGAUACUCUUUCUGUGGUUUCGAUCAAUGUGUAUAUAACUGAGAUUGCUUAUGAUCAAUUUAAGGAUGAUUUCACCAGAAUCAACUUGGAAUCGAGAUUGCAUCAUUUAGAACCUAUCGAAAUUAUAGCUGUUGGAGAUAUAUCUUCUAAAACGGAGCGGUGUAUCAAAAAUUUUGUUAAAUUCAAUGAGUCACAUACUAGUAAUAUAAAUUAUAUCAGCUUACCAAUGUCAGGGAAAUCAUUUAGUGAUUUGCUAGUUGAAAUUGAAAAAAAAUUCAGAGAUGAUUCUUCCACUUUCUCCUUUUUGUCAUCAUUCAACCAAUCUUUAUUAGAAUGUUUUAAUAAGGCAUUUGAUUAUCUGAACGAAUUUGGUUUAACUGCAAUUUUCAAGUAUUUGGAAAAUUUCAAAAAAUUCUCAGAUAUUGAUAAUUGUACAAUACUAAACUCUCAUGUCUUACAAAAUCUUGAAAUUUUUAGUAACUUAACGACGAAUUCUAAUGAUGGAACGUUAUUUGAGCUUAUAAACUGCACAAUGACCAAAUUUGGUGAGAGAAUGUUGAAAAGCUGGUUACAACGACCUUUGAUUGAUAAAAAUGAUAUCAAUGAUAGACAUGAAGCUAUUGACUCACUUAUGGGCAAAUUAAAUGGCCUACAAAUUGAAAGGGUAAAGUCAGUUUUGAAAAAUUGUCCAGAUUUGGAAUUAAUUUUAUCUAGGAUUCAUUAUGGCAGAUCAAAUAGAAAAGAAGUUUACCUUUUUUUAAAGAAAAUUUCUGAAAUUUUGAAUGUCUUUAAUACUAUGAGGGAUGAACUAAUUAGCCUAGAUGUUUUAAACUCUGCAUUAUUAUUUGAUCUUUUCAACUAUAUCAAGGAGUUAUCGAAGUCAGACUUAGUCGAUUUUAAUGACUAUUUGUCAAUGAUUAACUCACAACAUGCAAUGGAUGCAAAGUCAAAUGACCAUAUCAUUAGAUAUUUUAAUGAAAAGUUUUAUGACUAUCUAGAAAUUGAAAUUGAGAAUGAGGAGAUUUCUAGAAUCGAACAGCUCUUUGAUCAAGAGUUACAAGAGAUCAAAAAAAUUACGAAAGAUAGAGAUACCCAAUACAUUACUGUUUCAAAUGAACCAUACUUGAUUCAAAUCAGAAAAUCGAACGUCAAACAUGUCCCUCCAGAUUGGGUAAGAAUUAGCGCAACAUUGAACUGUGUCAGGUAUAGAACCCCUGAAAUGGUCCAAUUAUACAAAAAAUUACAAUAUCAUCAGGAUUCAUUAAAAAAAACAUGUGAUUCUCUAUUUGUUGAUUUUGUUACCCGCAUUAGCAAUUAUCACAUACAAAUAACUAAAUUAAUCAGAUUACUAGCUCAAUUUGAUUCACUUCUAUCUUUAACUCUUACUUCUCUCAAUUAUAAUUUUUCAAGACCUUUGGUAGUAGAUGUACCGAUUAUUCACAUCAAAGGUUCCAGAAAUCCAAUAGCCGAAAAACUUCUAAAAGAGAAACCUUCAAUUAUACAAAGUAAUGGAUCGUCGAAUCAACUGCACAAAUAUUCCUUGCCAUCUACAUAUAUCGAAAACGAUUUUCAACUAAAAGGUGGAGAUCCAAAGGACAGCUCGAGAAUUGCUUUAAUAACGGGCCCUAAUAUGGGAGGUAAAUCCUCCUUUAUGAGACAGGUUGGAUUGAUUGUAAUUUUGUCACAGAUUGGAUCUUUCAUACCGUGUAGUGAAGGCUCCAUAUUAGGUACGUUUGCUAAUAUCUGUAUUAGGUUAGGAUCUAAUGAUGAUAUAUUUGCAGGAAAAUCUACAUUUCAAGUUGAAUUAUUGGAAUGCAGAAAUAUUUUAGAAACUUGCAUCGAAAAAGACAAAGAUGAAGCUUUAAACAAGAGUGGGAAACCUGGUAAUUCAUUGAUUCUAUUGGAUGAAUUGGGCAGGGGUACAUCGUCUGUUGACGGUUCUAGCAUUGCGUGGUCUGUAUUGGAUUACCUUACUUACGAAAUGUCUGAUACUGUAUUAUGCUUGUUUGUCACCCACUUCAAUGAACUUGAAGCUUUUCAGGAAAAGAGUAAGGGAAUUGUGAAAAAUUAUCAUUUAGGCUAUAAACUCUUGAAUGAUGCUAAUGGUGAGGAAACUGUAAUGUUCACAUAUAAGUUAACACCAGGUUACAGUGCAAGCUCUUUUGGUAUAUAUUGUGCAAGAAUUGCUGGUUUGCCUGAUAAUAUUCUAGCUAAAGCGAAUCAAAUUUCUAAUGAUUUCGAAGUUACCCAUCUGAGAAGAAAAAUCACUCGAAUAGCUAAUAAUAUCAAAAGAAAUGAUGUUGAAAACUUGUUUCAAUUAGCUGAUUCGACCUAA
This is a messenger RNA of Pichia kudriavzevii, 3003 nucleotides long. RefSeq lists its product as uncharacterized. Lineage: Eukaryota; Fungi; Ascomycota; Pichiomycetes; Pichiales; Pichiaceae. Gene Ontology annotation, molecular function: ATP binding; ATP-dependent DNA damage sensor activity; mismatched DNA binding. The record is from RefSeq and is a predicted model, not a curated record. The coding region runs from base 1 to 3003 and encodes 1000 amino acids. The transcript has a single exon. Gene Ontology annotation, biological process: mismatch repair. Gene Ontology annotation, cellular component: MutSalpha complex; nucleus.